Messenger RNA from Carlito syrichta (Philippine tarsier), 3121 nucleotides. It is a transcript of the gene GNAZ, whose product is annotated as G protein subunit alpha z. Lineage: Eukaryota; Metazoa; Chordata; Mammalia; Primates; Tarsiidae. Gene Ontology annotation, biological process: adenylate cyclase-modulating G protein-coupled receptor signaling pathway. The coding region runs from base 506 to 1573 and encodes 355 amino acids. Gene Ontology annotation, cellular component: heterotrimeric G-protein complex. The record is from RefSeq and is a predicted model, not a curated record. Gene Ontology annotation, molecular function: G protein-coupled receptor binding; GTP binding; G-protein beta/gamma-subunit complex binding. The transcript is spliced from 2 exons.
GCAGGUGAAGGGCCGGAUGCACAGCCAGAGCCAGAGCAGCCCAAGGCAGGGGGGCCACAGGGAGCGCAGGCAGCACCAGCAACCAGCCCUCCAGCCGCGCUUAGCAGCAUCGCCACAGCAACCAGCAACCAGACGGCAGCAGCCCAGGCAGACGCAAGAGGACGGCUUCCCACCGUCGGCCAAGGACAGGGAAUGACUACGGCAAAUCAGGCCACACUGCCAAUAGGGGAGGUGGAGUGUCACUAGAGGGAAGGGGUGGCACCGCCCACCACACAACGCCAUGCCAACAGGAGAAGAGGCGCUGGGACAGGGGCUGCAGCGUGGCUUGGCCUUGCCCUGCUGCUGACACCGAGCACUUCCCAGGCAGCUGGGCUCUUGUCUGCUGGGUGCACCACCUCAUUCCAGCAUCCCUCACUGCAGCUCUCCCACCAGUGGCCAGGCAGAACGGGCGACGGGGAGAGGAGCUCGUCCUGUGCUCCGUGUCGGGGCCUGCUGCUGCUGGACCAUGGGAUGUCGGCAAAGCUCAGAGGAGAAAGAGGCGGCGCGGCGGUCCCGGAGAAUCGACCGCCACCUGCGCUCAGAGAGCCAGCGGCAGCGCCGCGAGAUCAAGCUGCUCCUGCUGGGCACUAGCAACUCAGGCAAGAGCACCAUUGUCAAGCAGAUGAAGAUCAUCCACAGUGGUGGCUUCAACUUGGAGGCCUGCAAGGAGUACAAGCCCCUCAUCAUCUACAACGCCAUCGACUCGCUGACCCGCAUCAUCCGGGCCCUGGCCGCCCUCAGGAUUGACUUCCACAACCCUGACCGCGCCUAUGAUGCCGUACAGCUUUUUGCGCUGACUGGCCCAGCUGAGAGCAAGGGAGAGAUCACACCUGAGCUGCUGGGCGUCAUGCGGCGGCUGUGGGCCGACUCAGGGGCUCAGGCCUGCUUCGGCCGCUCCAAUGAGUACCACCUGGAGGACAACGCAGCCUACUACCUGAACGACCUGGAGCGUAUCGCUGCACCUGACUACAUCCCCACUGUGGAGGACAUCCUGCGCUCCCGGGACAUGACCACGGGCAUCGUGGAAAACAAGUUCACCUUCAAGGAGCUCACUUUCAAGAUGGUGGACGUGGGUGGGCAGAGGUCAGAGCGCAAAAAGUGGAUCCACUGCUUCGAGGGUGUCACAGCCAUCAUCUUCUGCGUGGAGCUCAGUGGCUAUGACCUGAAGCUCUAUGAGGAUAACCAGACGAGUCGGAUGGCAGAGAGCCUGCGCCUUUUUGACUCCAUCUGCAACAACAACUGGUUCAUCAACACUUCGCUCAUCCUCUUCCUGAACAAGAAGGACCUGCUGGCAGAGAAGAUCCGGCGCAUCCCGCUCACCGUCUGCUUCCCUGAAUACAAGGGCCAGAACACAUAUGAGGAGGCUGCCGUCUACAUCCAGCGGCAGUUUGAGGACCUGAACCGCAACAAGGAGACCAAGGAGAUCUACUCCCACUUCACCUGUGCCACCGACACUAGUAACAUCCAGUUUGUCUUUGAUGCGGUAACAGAUGUCAUCAUUCAGAACAAUCUCAAGUACAUCGGCCUUUGCUGAGGAGUCAGGCCCCGGCUCACUUGCCUGUGGUGAAACCUACAGGGCAUCAUGCCCCACACGUGCUAGAGAGGCCCAACCCGGGCGGCCAGAAAACAGGGGGCCUAAAGAAUGUCCCCUGCCCCUUGGCCUCCACCUCCUUGGCCCCACGUUUCCACAAGCAUAAAUAUAUAUGGAUAGAUUGCUAGGUAGACACACACACACACACGCACACACAUGUACAUGUCUGAAGAUGGCAAAGUCCUCCAAAGCGUCAAGGUCUCAUGAAGUCUUGUGAGGCUGUCAGGUCACUACAAGCCCAUUCUGCCCCUUCACUUUGCCUUCCUGAGUUGGCCCCACUCCACUUGGGGUUUGCGUUGGCCUGCUGGGGAGAGGCGGCAGGGCUGGGACCGGACUGGACCAGCUGUGCUCCCUGUCACCUAGAAGAGGGGCAGCUCACUAGGGACCUGCUGACUGGGAGGGCCAGUGUGAGGUUUGCGCACCUUCCCUGCUGGCCUGCACACACUGCUCUGCACCACGUUCAUUUGGACCCGGGACCUUAGGAGCCAGGUGACAGCACUAACCAGACCUCCAGCCACUCACAGCUCUUUUUAAACAGCUUCUAAAUAUGCAGCAAAAACCAACACAAUAAAAUGAGUGGCACGAUUUAUUUUAAACUAGGCCAGCUGGGAUACCAGUUUUUCUUCUACUAGUCUGAUGUUUUAUAAAUCAAAACCUGGUAUUUCCUUCUCUGACAUCCUUUUUUUGGCCAGGUUUCGUGGUGUUUCGCAGAAAAACAAAAAUACAGAAAAUUUCAAAUGCAGUUGAGUAUUCUUUUUUAAAUGCAGAUUUUCAAAACAUAUUUUUUUUCAGGUGGUCUUUUUUGUGUCUGGCUUGCUGAGUGUAAAAGUUGUUAUCUAGAAGAUUCUGUCCCUCUGCUCCAAAGAAAUUCUGGGGUGAGUGGCAGUCCUGUGCCAGCCUCGCGGGACACAUGUUGUACAUAAGCCUCUGCAGUGUCCUCUUGUUAUUGGUGCGGUUUUCUGCUUUGUUUUUAUUUAAGAAAAUAAACGUGAUGUAUUUAAAGAAGGUUCUUCACCUAGGAGCAAAUGAACAAUAGCUAAAAUGUCUUGGUAUUUAAAGAGUAAAUUAUUUGUGGCUUUACCGAGUGAAGGAAGGGAAGUGAGAGAUGGUGCCCUGGUCCCCCACCCCCCUCCCAUGCCUGAGAUGGGCUGGGAGCGGCUCAGACUCCUGUGAAGGCACAGCUGGUGUGGCCUGAGGGAGGCCUUGCUGGGACCAUUUGGGCCUUCCUGCCCCAGGGCCCAUGGCACCCCUGUGAAGGACCUCUGAGAGCCACGUGUAAAUAGGAACCCUGCAGCGAAGAAGGGAGCCGCCACCAGAGCCCUUGCCAAGUCUCCUCUCUUACCCUUUGUUCUGUGCCCGUGUGUCCAAAGUCAGUAUGCAGGAUCACAGCCAGCGACUUUAAGAGAUGUACAGAGGGCAAGAGAGGAGCUGGUGAUCAUAUGGAAGUCAAAGAUUGUCUACUUUAAGAAAAUAAAAUACCCUGAAUGGAGA